ACGAUUUCAGAGAUGUGCUGCUCGAACUAGAGCGGCUCGAAUCGGAGGACAAACUCGUCCGAAAACGCGCCCUGGAGAACAUCUGCUCGACCGUCAACGCCAUGCACGGUGAUUUGCCUGAGAACAAACGCAAGGUUCUGGUCUCCGUGAUCAUACGUCCCGUCAUAGGCGCUCUCACCGAUCCUACCGAGCGGUGCCGCGAAUUGGGAGCUCAGUUGCUGCUCGACAUCACCUCCGUGCUUCCUCUCUCCGACGACGUCGUAGCCCUGAUCGUGAGGGCACUGCGGCGACGACUUCUGGCCGGCGUCGAGCCUUCGACGAGUGGCGCGUGCGAAGUGGCCGAAGAAGUGCGCCUCAUCGAAGCUCAGGCGCUCACGAGGACCGUCAUGGGUGCCGGUGCGAGGUGUGUGUCUCACCUCAACGACAUCGUCAUUACCCUGUGCUCCUGUCUCGUCGACCCGUUCGUGGAAGUGAAGAAGGAGGCCUGCCGCUGCGUCGUUCAGCUCGAAAAGGCCGUGCCUAACCAUUUUCACCUCCAGUGCGACUCCAUGCUACCCGCUCUCGUCCAGGCGCUGAGACAUCAACAUUCGGCGUUGCGCACACUUGCGGUGCAGGCGUUGGGCCCUAUCCUCGAGCAGAAUGACUGCAACUCACUCACGCCUACAGUAAUUUCUUCAGUGGCAGAACUGCUCGACGAUCGCUCUCCAGCCGUCCGAAUGGCUCUGGGUACGGCUGCGGCUAGAUGGGUGGCUAAAAAUUUCGGACCGGUCGCUCUGCCAAUUGUGUUAAUAGCUCUUACGGAUCCUGUUGAAAGUGUCAGUGCCAAAACAAGUGACCUCUGGCAUGCAGUUGGAAAACUGUAUGCAACUGAUCAGGCAAUGAGGCCCGCCAUCGAGAGCGAGGGUUGCCGACUGCUCGUACAAAAGCACCUCCCGUACUUGGUGGGUGUGGUGCACGACUCAUUGCAAGGCUGGCGGCUGGAAGAGCAGCUGCGCGCAGCCAAGCUUCUGUGCGAAGCAUUUCAGCAUGCUGGGGCACACACGGCCAACCACCUGAGCUCGCUGCUGCCUACGCUCACAACUGUGCUCUGCCGGGACGAACAGGACCUCAGGCUUUGGAUUACAAAGAGCCUGGAAACGUGCGCUCGGUGGGUGGACCCCGAGAGCUGGCUGGAGGCAGUGUCGGUUCCAUUUUCGACUGGUGCACUACAUGCCCUGGCUGCGCUUGUGCGACUAUGCCCACCGGACCGGCUGAGGCCGUACGCUCAGCAGUUGUUCCCCAUCCUGUUUGAGUACUCGGGUGCUGCUGCUGAUACAAGGAGCCAACUUGAAGUGCUGGGAAUCAUGGACGCCCUGCUGUCGUGCGUGUGCGACCCCAUGGACUUGUCGGUGAAGGAACUGUUGUCCUGCUGCCUGAGCAUCCAGGCGUGCUCUUAUCAGGACGAAUGUGUGGCUGAAAAGGUGUCACUGCUGCUGAGGCAGCUUGCAGACAUGCUGAACCUCCCUUGCGUGGAAGACAUGUGCGUUGGCUAUGGCAAGGACAUGAUCCAAGACCUGUCCGAAAACCGGCCACACACCAAGACGACACAGUGGGAUGCUGUGCGGGAGCUUGUCUCACUUGCGGGUUCCCAGAGUAGAGACCUGGUUCCGUCGCUCGUUGCACUGCUCAAUGCGGUGCAGCGGCGGCCAGAGUGGCAGCCGCAGGCGGCCACAGUGCUGCAACAAGCGCUCUCCGCCGGACGCAUGCCCCCGCAGUGCACCAACGCAGCACUGCAGGCCUUACUGCCACUGCUGACUGCCGCAGGCCGACCCAGCGUUCCGGCACGCACUGCUGCACUACGGUGCCUCCUGCAACUGCUGGAGUGCAUACCAUCACUGCAGGUGUCGGGCGAGGUGGUGACUGCCGUGUUGGGUUUGCUCGAGGACGGCCAACCUCAGGUGCGCAUGCUGGCCUGUCAGGCGGCUGCAGCAUGCGUGCCCGAACAGCUGGCUGUGCGGGGCCUGGCGGCGAGGCUCGAGGACGACUCACGCCAGGUGCGCAUGGCCGCUGCCCGCGCCCUUGAGAACCUCGCCUUGGAUGGCCUUGAGGAAGCACUCGACGCUCUGGCCCUGCAUGCCACCAGCAAUGACGCAGCAGCAGGAGGACAAGGAAGUGCUGGUUCUUACCCUGAGGCUCUCAGCCGAUUCUCUGACACAAGUUCACAGCUGGAAAUGGAGGAAGGCAUGCCAGGCUGAAAAAGUGAGGUUUCGAACAAUUUUGAAGAAGUUUAUCAUCUGUUGCAGCCAGGUCCGCAACUUUCUUCGCUCCAUUUCACCCAUCUGUUAGUGACCGGCAGAAUAAGAAACAUGCCUGCCAUUUUUCAGGGUCAAACCAAUGUCGCAGCAGAUGCCCUCACCCAUUUUAUUUUUUUAAUUUUCAUGCUUCAGCAAGUGUACAGUCCAAACAUCGUACGGUGCUUUCAUUUUGUUCCACAUGUUGUGGUGUUGCAUUGUGAACUAUAAACAUCCAGAUUUUUCCUGUUGAGUCCAUUGUUCAAAUUAAAAAAGAAGGCGCAGGUGUUGAAUGUUGCUGCCACAACCAGUGUUUCCAGUUGCCGUUGAAGCUGUCAACACUCUCAGCCUUUGUGUAUUGCAGUGUUUAUUGAACUGUCUCAUUGUUUGGCUGUGUGCUAGUGACCCCUGAAAGCUGACUGUGUUGAUUGAUUGAUUUGUGGGGUUUAACGCCGCAAAA
Rhipicephalus microplus (southern cattle tick) is the source of this 2730-nucleotide messenger RNA. RefSeq names its product dynein axonemal assembly factor 5. The record is from RefSeq and is a predicted model, not a curated record. Gene Ontology annotation, molecular function: dynein intermediate chain binding. NCBI's taxonomy places the organism in Eukaryota, Metazoa, Arthropoda, Arachnida, Ixodida, Ixodidae. Gene Ontology annotation, biological process: outer dynein arm assembly; inner dynein arm assembly; cilium movement. Gene Ontology annotation, cellular component: cytoplasm.